This is a messenger RNA of Paramormyrops kingsleyae, 10356 nucleotides long. RefSeq names its product A-kinase anchor protein 13-like. The record is from RefSeq and is a predicted model, not a curated record. Gene Ontology annotation, molecular function: guanyl-nucleotide exchange factor activity; MAP kinase scaffold activity. Gene Ontology annotation, biological process: positive regulation of canonical NF-kappaB signal transduction; regulation of Rho protein signal transduction; adrenergic receptor signaling pathway. NCBI's taxonomy places the organism in Eukaryota, Metazoa, Chordata, Actinopteri, Osteoglossiformes, Mormyridae. Gene Ontology annotation, cellular component: plasma membrane; actin cytoskeleton.
AUUACCAGGGAGAGAAAGAAGUUUGCGUUCGGUGUUACAUCAGGAACCAGUAAAGAAGGUCCCGGUGUACUUAUAUUUGCUGGUGAAGUGUAAGAUUUGGGCGAUAUUAACAGUGGACAAGUCCUGGACAUUUGAGGGGAUGACUGGGAACAAACAUUACUUUGAGGCAAUGUUGGUUUCCACUUGUUGAACUGUCACCGGGCACGGAAGAGUAUGAAUUGUACUGGGGAGCGCACGCUUUGAUCAACCCUCAUUUAAAGGUUGAAUGUGGGAGUAGCUGGAAAAUAAGAGCCUUUCAGAAGACGGUGGAUUCUUCUGCUGUGUCCAGUGUCAUGAAACUUAAUCCACAGCAAGCCCCGUUGUGUGGCGAUCGUGUCCUCACCAUCCAGCUGUGUCAUGAGGAGCUCCAGGGGGAUCAGGCCCAAGCGGAUUUCUACCUGCUCUUCAGUGGCUCCACCCAGAGGCACCUGACCAGCACCUGCAGGAGCGGCCCAGACACCCUGCAGGCCAUCUGUCCCUCUCACGAUCGCUGCGAACCUGUCCAGGUGACCCUGUUCGCCUUGAGGUUGGGUCACCCUGCAGCCCUUGUGGCACAAGCCAGCUUCUCCUUCACACAGGACCUGGCUUUCAACAAGGAACAGUUCCCAGUGAACCCCGCUGGUCAGGCCGGCGGCCAGGUGGGGGCGCCGCUGCUGGCCAAGCCCCAUGUUCCACUGCGGGAGCAUGAAUGGCUGGAUGAGGGCCGGACUAUAGCCUCGUGCCGCACGGACCUACCGGAAAGCUGCAGUGUGCCAGGCUGCCACCUGAACACGGGUUCUGAUCCUAUCCCCCAGGAGACGGUGCCACACACUGCCCCGCGGCCCAAAUCCCCCCCGUGGCAGCCGGCUGACCACGAGGCCCCAGGACUGGCCAACGAGCAGGCGCCCCCCCCUCUCUUGCUGGUCGAGACGGGGGACCAAGGACAGCCCCAGCACCUCCUCAUCCAGGCUGAGGCUGCAGGAGCACAUCCAGAGGCUUCCUCGCUGCCCGGUCCUGGAGGCUGGGCCGUGCGGCACCACCCUGGCCUGAACACCUACACGUUGACGGGGGCCGCUGUCCCGGGAGACACGCCCCUAGGCCUGCAGGAGGAUGUGGACCAGCUGACGCAAAUAAUCAAUCGGGGGGGAUCCUCAUUUCGGCCGCAGUCAGAGCUCCCGGGCGCCACCCAUGAAUGUGUUACAAGUGCAGGAGUGGCUGCACAUGACUGUGGCUCUGGCGUGACAGAGCAGGAGUCCUUUUCUGAAGAUUUGUGUGGAGAACACAGGCAGGGGGGCCAGUUACUGAGGCAGGUUGAGGGGUCAGAACAAUCCGAACCCCCCUCGUGCAACGGAGGCUCUGAUGUUGAGGCGUGCCCCUGUCUGCACGGCGGUGUAGAUUGUGGUGCUCAGGAGGAAAAGGAGGUUGGGGCGGCCCCUGUUUGCUGCACAGAGUCCAGGAACGAGUCAGCAGAUAGCAGAGACGCCGCCCUGGCUUUGGAGGUGGGGCCUGGCCCAGCUUUCAGUGAGCUGUCUUGGGGAAGCCGGCAAGAGGAAACUGAUACUAACCUCGGCACAAUCAGAGUGCCGCAGGGCGGCCUGGGGGGGGCUGAUAUUUCGAGCCAGGAAGCAGCGAGAACAGCAGAAAGGGCGGGUGCAAAGUCGCCACACGAUAACGAAAAAUCAGUCCUUGGCGAGAGCACCAUCGCAACAGAUAUGGGCCACUCACACUCUCAGGAGAACCCAGGAACAUCCCAUGAUGAUUUCGAGAAGGUCUCUCGGGACGCAGAGCAGAUAGAAGAGAUAAAGAAAGAAACCACAACCACUGCGGACUUACAGGAAGAAGAGGAAGGUGAAAUGGAGGGUACCAAUGUGGCAGAGGUGGAUCGCACCACACGGGACCCCUCAGAUUUAUCUGCAAGUCAGUUGGGUGGCCGAGACUCCGAAGGGGCUGCGGUCAGAGCCGAACAAUCGUGCCCCUCGACUGUUACCGAGGCAGACUUGGAACUGGGGACGAGCUAUUGCGAACAAAGCCAGGAAACAGCUGCAGUGGAUUACGCUGAAGCAGACGGGAGCGACGACCGCACACUGAAUAACAAGCAGUCUACGGAGCAGUCUACGGAGGCAGAGUCCGUGCGGAGUGACUGUGGGGAGCUGGGCUUAGAGACGCAGGAGCCAUGCAAGCUGGACUGUGCCGCAGAAUUGACCCCCGAAACUAUGGCUGAAAGUGCAGAGGUCAAGAAAGAGAACUGUGACCGAGAUGAGAACACGGCGUCCUGUGGGUCAGAUUUGGAAGCACGGUACCGUGACCAAUUAGAGGCAUCUAACCGGAUGGAGUUGCCCCUACCAGCAGAAGACAUGGCUUGCUUGGAUCAAAAUGGCUGUGAAAUUUCUACUCCAGAUCCUGCAUCAGAAAAUGGGGACAUGUUAUCCAAGGUAAAUGAACCUACAGAAAAUGAUUUCUCUAGUCCAGUAGAGGCUGAGUCUGUUGUAGUAAACAGUGAUGACAUGGGAAGCAUCAUUGCGGGGGAUUUAAGUCAAGACAGCGCUCAGCAUCCUCACAUUAGUGAGGAUCACACUCUCGAGAUUGGCAUAGAGGGGAAGAACCCUGAAGUAACAGCUACACAGGAAGGGGGUCCCACAGAGGCGGGAGAAACCAAUGGAAUUGUGCCUCUGCUUUCUGUUCCCUUUUCCAAUGAGGAGGAAGCCCUGAAUUCAGUGAUCGGCUCCACAGCUGUAGAAGAGGAUAGAUCAGAAAUCUGUGGUGAAGUAACAUCCUCUCAGGAAUACAGUCCUGAGGAGGAGAUGCAAGACAAAGGAAGCUGCACUGCUGCAAACAACAUUGAUGUAAAAUCUGAAUCCUCACUCUCCAGUGAUGUGGAGGACAUAGGUGGAAAUAUCAGUGAUGUGGCUCUUGGAAAGGACAUCUCAAAUGAAGUAAUGUCCACAGAGGAAAUGGUGCACCCGGAGGUCAUUGACGUGAGCCAACCAUUAGAAAAAAGCAAAACUACUGUGCAUCUAGAACCUGAGGUUCCCCCCAAACAGGAUCUCGAAGUCCAGUCAUCGCUCGUGAAGAAGUCUGACUCUGAGGUAUUGUGCAAUGAGAAACCACCGGAAUCUUCGGUAGAAGACGCGCAACCAGCCCCCUCACAUGACCAUCCUGGGAAGGAUAUUGGCAGCCAAAAGGAGCAGAAGGACACUGACAGAUGUGAGGUGAUACGGGAAACACUGGAGCCUGAGCCAGAGUCGAGUGUCACUCACAAAACGCUCACAUCUGCUGACCAACAGGUUGUGGGAGGAGGUCUCCUUCCGGAGAACGACCAGACUGAUGCUCAUAAACACAGUGUCUCCGAAUCUUGCGUUGAUACUCCUUCUGUGCCAGACGGCAGCCCAGUUGUGUCCGAGGCGAGUAUCCCACAUGGAGACAUCUGUGUAAAUGGUGAGGAGUCAGACACAGCGGGUCGCAGUGUGGCAACGGGGAGCACCAGUGAGGACACCGCUGAGGUGGAACCUCUUACCUCCAUUUCAGUUUUAGAGAAGGUCUCUGAGCAAAAAGACCCCGAGUCUCCUAUAGGGGAGGUUGUGACUCCACCUGUGAAUGAGCUGCCAGUUCCUGCAGGGUCCAUAGAGCAAGUGAGUAAGCUGACUGCCUCGGAUUCCCUGGGGCUCCGUUCUCCUCUGGACCGAGGCAGCAGCCCAUCUGCUGAGGCCGAACAUGUGCAAGUGGCAGAGAUGAUGGGGAAGGUGUCCGAGGAAGAGCCCAGGAACACAUCAGGCCAGGAGACCGUCGACAGCGGAGAUGCCCCCACAGCAGCUGCAGCUGGAGAGGCAGCGACCUGUGAGAAGGACUCGUCCUCCGGCGUGAGGAUGGAUGACGUAGGUACUGUAGGGACUUUGCAGAUACAUUAUAUGGGUGAAGAUUUGGACCUGUUCAAAACUGAAGCAACGACACUUGGUGAAUGCAGUGGGAAGGAUGACAUGUCUAAGAUCCACAGAGAAAGGGACACCUAUCCUUCUGUCAAUUGCUGUUCAGAGCCCAGUGUCCUGGAAAGGAAGCAGAGCUCGGCAAGUCCUGAAUCCCCUGAGUCGCUCACCCCUCGCAGCACGGGGAGCUCGUUGUCCACGCCGCUGCGGGACUCGGGCAGCGACGCAGACGGCCUCUCCUGCACCGAUCCCGGGGAUGACGCCUUGUUCCAGAAGGGGGACGGAACACCAACUGGAGACAGCAGCAGUGAGGUGUGGGCCUCCUGUUCCUCUACGGACGACACGGCCAGUACAGGAGCGCCGGGCUCUGCCCCCCCUGGGGAGGGGGGAGGCAAGGCUGGGGGUGCAGGAGGGGCCGAGGCCGAAGAGGAGGCCAAGGACAGGCUGACGGAGGUGCCGGCCCGUGCCAUCAUCCUGCGUUCCUCGGUGCGCUCCCUGUCGCCCCCCCGCCGCCACAGCUGGGGGCCAGGAAAGAAUGCGGCAGGGGAGGCAGAGUUGAGUCCACGCAGUACAUUGAGAAGGCCGGACGACAGGAAGCCGUCAUUUCAUAGGAGGAGUAUGAGCUGGUGUCCCUCGGAUGGCCCCGGUCCCAACACGGACGAGAUCAGUACCAGAAGCUACAGCCUGGAGGGCCUGACCGCAGAUGGGGAUGCCAAGGAGCCCCUCCCGCAAGUCAGCCCUCCGCGGGAUCCCGGGACGUCGUCCCAGCUGGACAGUGAAGACAGGGGGUCACUGAUCUCCUUGACUGAGGAGGAACAGGAGUGCUACCUGGGGGACUGCAGCAGCCUGGACAGUCAGAACUCGAUGGGCAUCCGACCUGCGAUGCAGAGCGGCACCUCCAUGACUCUGCCCCUGACCAAAUCCGUGUCCAUGCUGGCCAUCAGUCAGAAGGACCUGGACGGCAUGAGGUCCUCAUCCCGGACUCUGGGCUCUUUCUCAAACAGUAUAUCCGAGGAGGACCCUGGCCCACUGAGGAGUUACACUGAAGGCAAGAGUGGGACCAAAGUGAGCCGCACCUUCAGCUACCUCAAGAGCAAGAUGUACAGAAAGAGUAAGGAGAAGGACAAGGAUAAAAACAAGGAGAAAGACAAAGAGGUCAAGGAAAAGGAGAAAAAGACACUCAACGGACACGUCUUCAGCACAGUCAACUCGCCCUUCGCCCAGUGCCACCAGUGCAGCAAGCCCAUUGGCAUGAAGGAUGCAUUCUCCUGCUCCAACUGCACUGCUCAUGUACACAAAGGCUGCAGGGAGAGCCUCCCCACCUGCACCAAGGUCAAGAUGAAGCUGCAGAAACAGCAAUGCACAGUACCAGAUGCAGCCCCGGUCCAAACAGUCACUAUGAGGCAGAAAACCACGCCGGUGCGGGAGCGACCUCGCUCGGCCAUCUUGAUCCCCGAAGAUGCCAGUAUAGGGGUGGCCCCCCGCCGGCCGGUCUCCAUUAUGCCCUUUCACACCAGCAACCUGUCCAAGAGCAUCUCCAUUAGCAACAUCCCAAGCCCCGUGCUGGACGACAUGCCCCUAAAAGGACAGCGCUACCUGUCCCAGUCCACCGACUCGCUGCACAAGACCAGCAAGGUCAACGAGUCCAUGGAGUCACUGGCAGAUGAGGGCACGGAGAUGAUGGACAGCCAGCUUCUGGGCGAGUUCGAGGCUGACGCCAAGGAGCUGGAGGCCGAUUCUUGGAGCUUCACUGUAGAUAAGAAGUAUCUAAAGCACCUGAAGAAGGACGUCAUCAAGAGACAGGAUGUCAUCUACGAGCUGGUCCAGACUGAGAUGCACCACUUGCGCACGCUGAAGAUCAUGGCUGAAGUGUAUGGGAAGGGGCUACAGAAGGAGGUGUUGCUGGAGACUCAGAUGGUGGAGAAGAUCUUCCCAGCGAUGGAGGACCUACUGGAGCUCCACACGCAGCUCCUGGGGCGGCUGCUGGAGAGGAAGCGGCAGUCGCAGAGGGAGGGCAGGGAAGGCGGCUUCCUCAUCCACAAGGUCGGGGACAUCCUGCUGGAUCAGUUUGCUGGGGAAAACGCAGAGCACAUGAAGAAAGUUUACGGCAAGUUCUGCAGCCGGCACAGCGAGGGGGUGAACUUUUACAAGGAGCUUCUGGCCAAAGAUAAACGCUUCCAGGCGUUCAUUAAGAAAAAGAUGAGCAGCACCAUCGUUCGACGGCUUAGCAUCCCAGAAUGCAUUUUACUGGUGACGCAACGGAUAACCAAGUACCCAGUGCUGCUGCAAAGAAUUCUGCAGCACACCAAAGAGAGUGAAGAAGACCACAAGGAGGUGGAGGAGUCGCUGCGGCUGGUGAAGGAGGUGAUUGCUGCCGUCGACAGCAAGGUGCACAAGCACGAGCGUAAGCGGCGGCUGCAGGAGGUGCACGGGCGCGUGGACGGGCGCUCCAUCACGCGCAUGAAGAGCGGCCAGAUGUUCGCACGCGAGGACCUGGUGCGAGGCCGCAGCCUGCUCCGCGACGGGCCGCUGCAGCUCAAGACUUCUGCCGGCCGCCUCAAGGACGUCCAAGCCCUGCUCCUCUCUGAUGUCUUGGUGUUCCUGCAAGAAAAGGACCAGAAAUACAUAUUCGCUCUAUUGGACCAGCGCUCCACGGUGAUCUCGCUGCAGAAGCUCAUUGUCCGUGAGGUGGCCAAUGAGGAGCGAGCCUUCUUCGUCAUCACAGCCGGCAUUGAGCAGCCGGAGAUGGUGGAGGUGCACGCCAACUCCAGAGAGGAGAGGAACACCUGGAUGCACUUCAUACAGGAAGCCAUGCACUCCGUGGGGAAGGAUGAGGAUGAAGGGAUUCCGAGCGAGAAUGAGGAGGACAGAAGGCAACUGGAAACCAAGGCCAAGGAAAUGAGAGACCUGCUGAAAAAGACGGACGAGCAGAUCAUAGCGUUGCUGGAGGAGAAGGUGAAGGUGUUCAGGGACAUGUGCAACUGCAGCAAGAACGAGGAGAACCCCGCCAGGGCCUCAGCCAUGUUCCACACCGGUGCUGAUGAUUCACUCAAAGGGGAUCACAUCAUGCAGGACACCCUGAAGGAAGUGGAGAGGCUGCAGUCUCUGCUGAAUGUUGACCUCAGCGGCGGCGGGGGGCUUUCGUGUCUGCCUCGCAGGGCCGAGACCUUCAGCGGCUUUGACAGCCAUCAGAUGGCUUCCAAACACGGGGAACCGGGUGAGGACUCUGCAGAGCUACGCAGGACAGAGUCUGACAGUGUCCUCAAAAAGGGGGGGGAUAUCAGCCUGGCGCUCAUACUGAAGAAGAACAGCGAGGUCCUUCACAGCGUGACCAAAAUUCAUGAGCUGCUGAACACAUUACAGGCCGUGGUGGUCCAGCAGGACACCCUCAUUGAGGACCAGCGGCAGGCCCUGAGCGAGCGCCCCCCUGCUGUGAGAGUCCCUUCCCGGCCCAGCUCGCUCCUGGAGCAGGAGAAGCAGCGUAGCCUGGAGAAGCAGAGGCAGGAGGCAGCUGAGCUGCAGAAGCAGCAGGCCGCGCAUGCCGAGGAGCGCCGCCGGCGCGAGCGCCUGUGGAGGAUGCGGGAGCAGGAGCUGGCCGAGCGUGAAGCCAGCCUGCAGGUGCAGGAGGAGGAGGCCUGCCGGCAGGAGCGCGAGCUGCAGGAGUCUCGCCGGGAGCUGCUGGAGCGUAAGGAGGAAUACCAGAGGGACCUGGAGAGGCUCCGGGACGCUCAGAGAAAGAUGGAUAGGGACCGCAUGGAGAUGGAGAAGAUAGAGCAGGAGCAGAGGAAGGAGCGCACCCCAUCCAGCACCUCCGAGGACUCCCUGAAGCUCCAGGGCUCCAGCCUGGACAAGGAGCCCGGGGACUGUGAGCUGUCCUCAUCCCCCGGCAAGGACUCCAUGAUGAUGCGGAUGGGCUCCAAGCGGAAGGGGAGGAGCCUGAACCCCUUCGCCCUGAACUCCAGUCACAAGGCUCAGGCCCCUGAGGCACAGCCUCAGCUUACGGGCCGCCUGCUGCAGCUGGCGAAGACCAAGGAGAAGAAGGAGAAGAAGAAGAAGAAGGUCAAAGAGCAGCUCUCGCAGCCAGGAGAGCCUGCGCUCCCCCAGGAGCCCCACGUGGAUGGGGAAAUCUACUUCUGCUGAGCGUCCCCUGCCGCUCACCGAUAUCCCACGAUGACCUGCUGUCGGGGAGUAAGAGCAAACCGAUCUCAUGGACAGCUCCCCCUACAGGACAGAGUGGAUGCCACGGUCCGUCUGCCCAGGGGGCUGACCUCCGACUUCUCUCUGAACUCGACAAGUGCGAUCGACUGCAGAAGCACAAUCAGGAGGCACAUGUACCUUCCGAAACACAGCCGUCAAGCAACACUGGGCCUGUUCAGGUUGAAAACGGGUUUAACAGUAAAAACGGGCGAUGUUUCAGCAGGCCGUUUCGGCUCCCCUCCGCGCUUCUAGAGCGUGUUUCCCAGCAUCUAGUACAGAAUAUUACAAGUUCUUUGAAAAGAUAAACCUUUUGCAAGAUGUUGCCUUUAGUUGUAUAUUCCACAACCCCACGUUUCCAUACCCCAAAACUCGUACUCAUUGGUUUAGUUUUUCCAUCUUAGUCCAGCAGAGUUGUGGAAAUAAGAGGCAGCAUAAGCAGGAUUAAUCACCAGGUGUGCAUUACUGGUGUUAAAAGGGGGGGUUGAGGGGUGGAGUUAAUGGGGAAUGUCAGCCAAUGGCAGGGCCUGCAGAAGGGCUGGGUUUUUGUCAGCAGCAUGGUGUCUGAGAGAUGGAGAGGCAGGAGGACCGACAAGGAGCUGGAUGGGUAGGACAGGCGAAGCUGCCCUCUCCCCGAUACAGUGGACAGAUGUGUGGGAAUUGGCCUUCGGGGGGAGCCACACUCAAGCUGUCAGAGGAAGUGCAGUGUGCUGGCAAUAAUUUAGAGCUCACUGCACAACCCCUACUAUCCCCUUCAUAAUGUUUCUUUUGUAAUUUAAAUAUGCUCACAAAAAGAUUCACUGAAGAACAAAGACAAUAAUGAAUCUGGCUGGAGCAGAAGCACUAUCAUAUCAUAGUGUUUUUUAAACAAUCAUGUUUAAAUGGACCUCUUUUUAAAAAAUGCCUUUUUGCUUCCUGACACUGAAAUCACAUGUGCAAUCUGUCUCGCAAUGUCAAAACUCGCCAUUAGGAGGAACCAAGGUGCACAUGUGGUUGAAAUUUUUAAAACAUUCCACCUCGGAAGACAGCCGUUUUUGAAAAACAAGUCAAGCUACUGUAAAGUGUGAUUUGUGUCUGGCACAUAGAGCAGCCUGGAUGUGUGUCUCCGUAUGGAUACCGUGCUUUUAGUCUCGUUUAGGAAACGUUUCAGCCCGAUAGAAACACCUGCAGUCUCAAGGCAUAUCAGCUAACUGAAACACUUUAGCAUUAGCUUUUAAUGCUAAGUAGCCUGCGUUUUCUUUUUAAUUAAAAACUAAUUUUCCUUUAAGCCUACAACUUUUUCAAAUCCUCUUUUAAACUAUGGUGGCUACUAGGCCUGGAAUUAAUUAAUAAAAUGAAUUUCCUCAGUACACUUAGCAUUUUGGUAUUUGUCCAGUCUGUGGCUGGAAAAUGGCUUUCCCCCCCCCACACUGUUAACAAACUGAAAUGUGGUGUUACGUAUGACUUAAGCUGUUGUUUGCCAACAUUUCAGCUUGUUAUGUCACACAGCUACCACUAGAAGGCACUGCUGCAAUACUCAAAUGGACAUAUGUUGUCUUGCUUUAAGGAAAAAUCCUUUUUAAUAAGAAUCGUUAGUAAGGACUGGAUUUUAAGGGUCUGUGGUCUAUGCAUAUAUCAACACAUAUGCAUGUUUUCCUCAUUAAUGUUACAGUAGCCUGUGGCCUUUUAUCUUCUCUAUAAAACUUUAAACAUAGGGAUUACAUUUCAAAUGAAUACUUGUCUUUUUUUAAUACUAAAUAAGUCUGCCUUAAUUCUGUUCAGCUAUUUUGAUUGAUCUUUCCAGGCUGGUCAUCUAUUUGUACAACCUCUGUUGAAGCUUUCCUGGGAAAAAAGGAAAUUAAAUUCUGCAAGUGAAUUUAGGACUACUGGAUUACAUAUUUAUGUUUCUUUAUCAUAAUACAGAAUCUAUGUAGCCUUAUGCUAAAAAAAAAAACAAGAUGCACUAGAAUAUCGCCCUGCUUCUCUGGAAAGUCCAGAAUAGGUGUUUAUACUGAAAGUUGUUAGUAUUAAAGGUACAUUAUUCAUGCUGAAUUUUGUAAAGAAAAUUGGUAAAACAUGUAAAUAUGUUUAUGUAAAAAUGUAACUGUAAAAUAUAUAUUAUAUAUAUUGUGGUUUAUGUGACCUUUUUCUAAUGAGACUUUAUUUAUCUCUGUUCUCCCUGUUGUGGGAAUUUGAGAAGUACAGGGUUUAUUUCUCAUAAUAAAUAACAGUUAUGAUAAGUUUG